AUGUUUAGUCUAGUUAUCCUAAUCAAACUGUACUUUUUCAAUUUCAGCGCCACAUUUCUCACUAUAGUCACUGGUUUCCUUUACGGAAAUAUGAUGACGCCGAUGAACUAUAUGAUUACGCAGGGCGAAGCGUCAGGACAUUCGCUCACUUACUCAAUAUUUUUCUUCUCUUUCUGUCUGGGAGCUUUGGUCACGUCCACGACUAUCUUCACGUGUUAUUCUUUGUACAGAAGAAACAGACCAUUUAUCAAUCCUGAGCUUACGGUUCCUUCUUUGCUAUCAGGCCUGAUGUACGGAACCGCAACAUUCUUCUUCUUUAAUGCCAACCACCAUCUUGAUCCGAUUGUUGCCUACCCUAUUCUCGCCAAAGCACCUGGUAUCGUGUGCGCAAUAUGGGCAAUUUUGCUUUUCAAAGAAAUCAAGGUAAUUCACGAAUUUUUU
Molecule: messenger RNA, 441 nt
Organism: Cooperia oncophora
Lineage: Eukaryota; Metazoa; Nematoda; Chromadorea; Rhabditida; Trichostrongylidae
Source: the annotation of a GenBank genome assembly